GCAGCAAAAGGAAAAGUAGUUGGAAAUUCGCCGCUCGCUGUUGCAUUUGCCGGCAUUCGUUGUAAUCAGUCUCUGAGCGGCUUCCGACGAGUGCAGGUGCAGCUGUGGGUGCCUGUGUUGUUUUGGUUUAUACUGGUUGGCAUUCCAAAUUGCAACGCGCUACGAGAACAAUUUGUCGACAUUUAAAUUAAGCUUUAAAUUGUGCACUUGCAAGAUGCCGAAAGGCGUGGAUAAGGUCAAAGUGAAUGUAAAGGAGCGCGUUGACGAUGACAGCUGCGAUCUGAGUUUGUCGGAGCUAAGCGAAAUACCAGUGCGUGACAUUGCUUCGUUCAAGCGCAUUACCACUUUGGAUUUGUCCAGCAAUCGUCUCGUGACGCUCGGCCACAACUUUACCACACUCACACGGCUUGCUAAGCUCGAUCUGAGCAAGAAUCAAAUACGCUUUCUGCCCGAGGACUUUGGGCAGCUGGAACAUUUGCGUCAUUUGGACUUGUACGACAAUCGUUUGGAGCAUUUGCCAAUAAGUUUUGGACGUUUGCGACGAUUACGAUAUUUAGACUUGAAAGGAAAUCCGUUAGCGCCCGCCUGGGAGAAAAUAGUAGGACGCUGCUCCACGCUCAAGGAUUGCCACCAGGCAGCAAAGAAUACAGUCAGUGUUUGUGCAAACCUCAAACCCGAAUUCAUUGAACGCGAACGCUUAGCCCACGAACGUCAACAGAACGCAGCACAAAUGGCAGGAGGCGGCGAUGGGAGCAAUUCCUCAGCGUCCCAGUCAACCCAGGCAAAUGGUGCAGCGGCGAAAAAGGGGGCUGGCAAGCAGAGCAAAAAAUCUAAAUCAAAGAAAUCCAACAACAGUACAGAUAAUGAGCUCACAAUCAAACCAGUAUUAACAUCCACUAAGCCGACCACCCAGAAAUCGAAUCAGAAACGCAAGACCCACAAUGUGAAUUGGUUCGGGAAACUCAAUGGGGCUGCAAUGUUCUCACUGGUGGCCUUCCUACUGUUGUUCAUCGUAAACGUGCUGCUCAUCUAUAUGAUUAUGUUUAAGAAUCCUGAUAUCGCGGAGAAACUCGUAGAGUUCAUACCCCCACAAUACCGCGAUUGGAUACUUACCAAGACGGAAAUCUUUCGACUACGAGUCACCGAUUGGAUCUCUGAGUUUCGCACGCCGCCCGAGGAGCACUGACGAUUCAUUUAUUUGAAGCCAUAGAGCGCUGGGCUUCAAAUAAAUAAAAACACUAACAACAAAAUAACCAACAAAAUCGGAUUGAAAGCGCGUGUGUGAAAAGAGAUGAUAAUAAGAGAGAAAGUUUUCGGAAAUGUGUACACCUCAACAAGUUAUACGAGUGCGACUUUGAUUUAUACUGCCAUAUAUAUAUUUUGUUAGACACUAAGCAUUUACGUCCAUAUAUUGGUGUAGCAAGGAUUCAACAAUUUUUUACCACACACACACACACAAACAGAGUCAACAAUCACACACCUGCUGAACAACAACAAUAACAACUACUACUAGUACUACAAUUGUCAAUACUAUGAAGAAGUCAACUACACUCAAUCAAUCAAUCACUAAUUCUAUCAAAACUCGACUACAAUAGGCUCAAAACUCAACUCAAUAGUAACUGAAAUGCAGUUCAAAACUGCAUCGGCUAAUAUAUGUAUAGAAACUAUAGACACAGUCACACACCAAACCUCACACACACACUCGCACAUAUACACACAUACACAGUUAAGCCCAGGGUCUUAUUAGAAUGUUUGAAAAAAGUCAAUCGAUCAAUCGAAAACAUUCUGUAAGCAUUUCUUGUGCAAUCUUGAUUCUGUUUCAAAUACAAUUUAUUUGUUUUGCAAAGGUUAUAAUAUUUAUACGAAUAGGUAAAUUAUUUUGACAACGUUUGGGGUCAACUGCGUUUAUUUAUGAUUCUAUGCAGACAGAUUUGAAAUCUCAUGUGUAUAAGUUUAGAAACAGUAACAGAAUAAGUUUAAGAAAGUCUUCACCAAUUUAUUUAUUGCUGUACAUUUGAAUACAAAAUGUGGUUUCACAUAAUUUUAGCACAUAUAUAUAUAGCAACACCAAUUGCAUUAAAAAUUACUUGUAUAUGUAAUUUUUAAAAUGUAUAAACAAAUACCAUAUUUGAACAUUUUUGGAAUAAAGUUUUACAAUAUAAUGAAA
Scaptodrosophila lebanonensis is the source of this 2167-nucleotide messenger RNA. RefSeq names its product leucine-rich repeat-containing protein 59. The coding region runs from base 215 to 1186 and encodes 323 amino acids. Gene Ontology annotation, molecular function: protein binding. The transcript has 4 exons. NCBI's taxonomy places the organism in Eukaryota, Metazoa, Arthropoda, Insecta, Diptera, Drosophilidae. The record is from RefSeq and is a predicted model, not a curated record.